AUGUCAUACCGUGGUCAUAAUCAAUUCAACGAUCAAUUCAAUAGAGGUCCUGCUGGUGGCGUACCACCUCAAGGUGGAGUUCCCCCUCCCAAUAAUAUAGGUCCUGUAUCAUCAUCAAAAUCUCCUUUGGAUCAAUUUGAAGAUUUUACUAAAAAAGUGGAAGAUUUAAUAGAUGAACAUUUCAAACCUUUAAAACCUUAUGUUCCUGCUAUAGGUAGAGCCUUUCUUGUGGCUACAUUUUUUGAAGAUUCUUUAAGAAUUAUAACUCAAUGGGCUGAACAAGUUUAUUAUUUACAUAAUUAUAGAAAAAUUUGGAGAUGGCUUACCGUAUUGUUUUUAGUAUUAAAUAUCAUUACUAUGGUUACAGCUUCAAGUUUAUUAAUUUUAAGAAAAUUACAAACUAUUUCAACUAGUGCUUUAAUUGGUGUGGUUGUAUUUCAAGGUCUUGCUUAUGGUUUAAUAUUUGAAGGUAAAUUUAUUUUAAGAAAUCUUUCUGUGGUUGGUGGUUUAAUUCUUGCCUUUUCCGAUUCAAUUGUUAGAGAUAAAAGAAGUUUAAAUAUGCCAGGUUUACCAAUGAUUAAUAAUCAAGAUAAUAAGAAAUAUUUUCUUUUAGCAGGUAGACUUCUUUUAAUCUUUUUAUUUUUAGGUUUCGUAUUUUCAUCAACUUGGUCAAUUACAAGAUUAUUUGUCAUUUUAAUUGGGUUAAUUUCUUGUGGUUCAAUCAUUGUCGGUUAUAAGACUAAAUUUGCUGCUGCUAUCUUAACUCUUCUUUUAUUUACUUAUAAUGUCUUUGCUAAUCAAUUUUGGAAAUAUGGUCCUCAUGAUUCAACUCGUGAUUUCUUAAAAUAUGAAUUCUUUCAAACUUUAUCAAUUGUGGGUGGAUUAUUGAUUAUUGUUAAUGCUGGUGCUGGAGAAUUUUCCAUUGAUGAAAAGAAGAAGAUUUAUUAA
Scheffersomyces coipomensis is the source of this 948-nucleotide messenger RNA. It is a transcript of the gene ERV29, whose product is annotated as Erv29p. The transcript has a single exon. The record is from RefSeq and is a predicted model, not a curated record. Gene Ontology annotation, cellular component: membrane. Bases 1 to 948 code for a protein of 315 amino acids. Lineage: Eukaryota; Fungi; Ascomycota; Pichiomycetes; Serinales; Debaryomycetaceae.